This is a messenger RNA of Bufo gargarizans (Asiatic toad), 2744 nucleotides long. RefSeq names its product gastrula zinc finger protein XlCGF26.1-like. NCBI's taxonomy places the organism in Eukaryota, Metazoa, Chordata, Amphibia, Anura, Bufonidae. Bases 117 to 1640 code for a protein of 507 amino acids. The record is from RefSeq and is a predicted model, not a curated record. The transcript is spliced from 3 exons.
GGACCUGUACAAGGAGGCCAUGAUGGAGGAGCACCAGCCUCUUAUAUCACAGGCAGAAAAUUCCCUUAAGAAUUCUGAGGGAAACUUCAUGUUGUCACUAAAUUAUAAAGUGGAAGAUGAAGACAACAUGCAGUGCUCUUCAGGAGAAAACCUUAAUGUACCUCCAGGACUUCACAGUUCAGAUAUGUCAUAUAAUCCCUCUGUUCAUGAGAAAUCUUCAGACCAAUCACAGAUUGCUAUCACAAGUGCUGGUCAGAAAGGAGGUGAAAGGUUUCAAGAGAUCACAAAAAGAUCAAGUCUUUCUACAGACAGAAGAAUUCGCACACGGGAGAAGCCGUAUUUCAUGUCCAAAAUGUGGGAAAUAUUUUGCAUAUAAAUCAGCGCUUGUUCGACAUGAGAGAAGUCACACAGGAGAGAAGCCGUAUUCAUGUUCAGAAUGUGGGAAAUGUUUUACAGUUAGACAAACUCUUGUUAAACAUUCGCUACGUCACACAGGAGAGAAGCCCUAUUCAUGUUCAGAAUGUGGGAAAUGUUUUAGUGAGAUCUCAAGGCUUAUUAAACAUAAGAGAGUUCAUACAGGAGAGAAACCGUAUUCAUGUUCAGAAUGUGGCAAAUGUUUUACGCAUAAAUCAAGUCUUAAUGUACAUCAGAGAUGUCACAGAGGAGAGAAACCGUAUUCAUGUUCAGAAUGUGGGAAAUGUUUUAAUGAUAAAUCAAAUCUUGUUGCACAUCAGAGACGUCACACAGGAGAGAAGCCGUAUUCGUGUUCAGAAUGUGGGAAAUGUUUUCCAUAUAAAUCAAAUCUUUUUAUACAUGAGAGAAGUCACGGAGAGAAGCGGUAUUCAUGUUCAGAAUGUGGGGAAAGUUUUAAACUUAAACAAACUCUUAUUAAACAUGCGCUACGUCACACAGGAGAGAAGCCGUAUUCAUGUUCAGAAUGUGGGAAAUGUUUUAUACAGAAAUCAACGCUUGUUCGACAUGAGAGAAGUCACACAGGAGAGAAGCCGUAUUCAUGUUCAGAAUGUGGGAAAUGUUUUACAGUUAGACAAACUCUUGUUAAACAUGCGCUACGUCACACAGGAGAGAAGCCCUAUUCAUGUUCAGAAUGUGGGAAACGUUUUAGUGAGAUCUCAACUCUUAUUAGACAUAAGAGAAUUCAUACAGGAGAGAAACCGUAUUCAUGUUCAGAAUGUGGGAAAUGUUUUACACAUAGAUCAAGUCUUGAUGUACAUCAGAGAAGUCACAGAGGAUUGAAACCGUAUUCAUGUUCAGAAUGUGGGAAAUGUUUUAGUGAGAUCUCAGGUCUUGUUACACAUGAGAGAAUUCACACAGGAGAGAAACCAUAUUCAUGUUCAGAAUGUGGGAAAUGUUUUAUACAGAAAUCAAGUCUUGUUAAACAUGAGAGAAUUCAUACAGGAGAGAAACCGUAUUCAUGUUCAGAAUGUGGGAAAUGUUUUACACAGAAAUCAGGUCUUAUUACACAUGAGAGAACUCAUACAGGAAAGAAGCCGUAUUCAUGUUCAGAAUGUGAGCAAUCUUUUACGCAAAAAUCUGAUCUUGAUAGUCAUGAGAGAAAUCAUAGAAGAGUAAGGAUACGAUCACAAUUCCAGAAUUUAGACUUUGAUUUCGAUUCCAAUUAAAGAAUGACAUUAUUCGAUAAAUAAAAUAACACAGAGAAAUACCCACAGUAACCCCAUGUUGCCCAUUAAGUGGCACUUACUAUUAAUAUGAGGCACAAGGAAGUACAAAUUAAUAAAACCAAGUACCUCACAUUAAUAGUAACACAAUCAAAUACCUUCUCACAUAAUGGGCAACAGGAUUAAUAUGUGGAGGUACAUGAUGGAAUUAAUUAACAAUUAAUGUAAUGCACAUGGAAGCCCAAAUUGAUAAAACCAUGUGCCUCACAUAGUAAGACUAUUAAGUGCGUCCUCACGUAAUUAACACGAGAUUAAAAUGGUUGUGCAGCAAUAUAUAUUGAUGACCUAUCCUCAAUAAGCCCAAUCCAUACGCGGCUGGUGCUGGAUAUAUAAUACAGCCGGCAACUUGCUACAAUGACUGGGAACAGCAAUCGCACCGAACCCUGUCACUUAACCACUUGUAAUGACCCGGAGUUGGGCCUUUACCACUUUUACACCCAACUACUGUUUCUGAUGGUUAACUUAAUGCAUUUAUGUCAUGUCUUUCACACUGUGCGUAUGCAUUCCUAUGAAACUGUUAAUGUAAUAACCUGGUUCAGCAGCAGACUUAUCAGAGCUACUUAGCAGAGAAGGGAACUUAUCUUUCCUUUCUCUCUCCCUGUAAGGAGGGGAGGUUCUAGUUAGUAGGAGUCAGUUUCAACUUCCCCCCUCCUGGGGACAGGUUGUAUGGAGUUAGAGGAUCUCCCUGUUGGGAGAAGGAAGCAGCAGGCCCGUGUCCCUGUUGGACAUGUGGCUUGCCUAGGCCAACAGAGCAACGUUUGGCUCUUCUGGGCAUUAAGGCUAAAGCCUAGAGCUUCACAAGCCAGGAAGAAGUUCCGCUGGAUUUACAGAUAAGGAUACAGACUCAAGAUAGAAGUCGCAAGAUAGAAUUUUUAUUUAAUAUUGCCAGCAUAGCAGAGCUGAGAAAGUACAGAUACAGCAGAGAAGAGUUUGUUGCAGAAGUUGUUGCCUGCCACAGUCAAUGCUAAAAUCUGUUAGGAAUCGAGCUAAAGUCUGGAAACUGUUUGGAUUACCGUUUAUUGAAAGUAAAGCUGCAUUUGAACUUCA